AUGCUUUGUGGAGGGCCAUAUAGUCAUAUAGUCUAUGAGUCAAACAGCAUGUUCAACAGACGGGGCAAAUUCGUUAACGUUAACAAUAUUGCGGAACAUUCGAGUAGUGAUAAUGGUCGGACUACAGCCAACCCUUUCUUCCAGAGGACUUUAAGAACUUGUAGUAGAAUUCAAGAGGCAAACCCACUGUGCCUAACUGAUGAUGAUGACGACGAGGAUGUUCAGUUUGACACUUCAGAUUCAGAAAACAACUGUGAAGUACUGCUGGCAGGGAAACCGUACACGUCCAUCCAAGAGUUUACAUCUGCCGUCCCCAAUCACCUUUUGCUCGGCUCCCUACUGGAACAUUUGUGCCUUGUCUACGAGAGGGAUCCCACUAGGUCACGUAUGCUCUUUAAGGUGAUUGGUCAGAGAUUGGCUGGCAUGAACCUCCUUUCCCCCCUUGCCAUCAGUGAUGAGUUCAGCACUGUGAGACUUCAGCACAACCGUGCCUUUACUGAGCUCUUCCGAGCAGCCACCUCCUCACUAUUUCCUCAGGAUUGUAAACACCUUAGCACUGAUCCUCAGAGUAAUCUUUUAAGACCAAAAGAUGGCCUUUUCCAAGCACAAACUUCACGUUAUCUUAGUGAAUUUGAAGAGAUCUCAGCUCUCGGCAAAGGUUCUUAUGGGAAAGUCUUCAAGGUAACCAACAAGUUGGAUGGACAGUGUUAUGCUGUGAAGAAAAUUCUCAUCAGAAAUGUUUCAAGAGAUGACUGCAUGAAGGUUCUUAGAGAGGUGAAAGUAUUGUCCAGUCUCCAGCACCCAAACAUAGUAGGCUAUCACACUGCAUGGAUGGAACAUGUUCAGCCGGGAACAGACAGCAAGUUGCCUAAAGAGGCUAGAUUGAAACCUGCCCUACCAGCCCUUGAAAGACCAUCACUAAGAUAUCCAGAGGACAGUAGUGGCAGCAGCAAUGGCUCCUCGAUUGUGUUUGAAAGCUCAGGGUGCCCCAGGGAUUCCAUGCCUGACGACACACACACAUCGGGGAGCAUUUCCCAGAUAGACGGACCUACUGGAGGAGAGAGUUCCAAGGUCGUGUGUCCAAAAGUUACACGUUAUCCCGACCACUUUGUCCCCUGCGUGUACCUCGGCCAGCCAGCCUCCACAGCUGCAGCCUUCCCCGUCAUGGCGGCUGCCCCAUCGUGCUGGGACAGCUCUGUGUUGUCGGAGGAGGACUUCAGUGGGCACAGAGUGGAGAGGAACAAUAACUCUUACAUCGAUGUAGAUAGCAGUCAGCAGUGGGCUGAGAGCCAACCACGGGAGGUGCAGUUCCACCUGCUGCUGUAUAUUCAGAUGCAACUGUGUGAACGCUCCCUUAAGGAUUGGAUCCAGGAGAAGAAUUCCAAACCCAUAGAGGAGCUUACUCAUGUUACAAAUGCACACAGAUCCUUGGCCACAGAGCAACUGUUUCAUAUACUACGUAAAAUUCUGGAAGGGGUACAAUACAUCCAUUCUAGAGGAAUUAUGCACAGAGACCUCAAGCCUAGAAAUAUAUUUCUCCAUGGACAUGACAGUCAUGUAAGGAUUGGUGAUUUCGGGCUGGCUUGCAAGGAUAUAAUUCUGGACGAUAAUGAGACGCUACCCACCACCUCUUGCAAUGGUUCAACACACACAACAGGUGUUGGAACAUUUGUGUAUGCUGCCCCUGAGCAACUCGAAGGAUCCCAUUAUGACUCCAAGUCUGAUAUGUACAGUAUUGGGGUGAUUGCAGUGGAGCUGUUCCAGCCAUUUGGGACUGAGAUGGAACGUGCGCACAAACUUGGGGAGCUCCGACAGGGUAAGAUUCCAGAAACGCUGUCUCAAAAGUGGCCUAUCCUCACCAAGUACAUCCAGCUGCUGACCAGUCAGGACCCAUCAGAGCGGCCUAGUGCAACACAGCUUUUGGAGAGUGAGCUCUUCAGCACCAAAGACAAGAGGGAAUUUGAAAGACAACUGAUUAUCCCGCCCCUUGGACUGAGCACUGCGAACGGUUAUCCACAGUUUAAUGAGGAAGAUUGAUGAACAGGAGGAGGAGAUAAAUGAGCUCCGAAGACGAAUAAGUGAACUGCAGGGCUCGCAGAAUAAUGUCCAGCAAAUGGAAAACACAGAGUCACCCUCUGCAAGUCUUCCUCCCAGCUAAAUCCAACUGUAAAAAAAAAAAAUUAUGUCAAUAAUUUAUUGUUAAUAUAUUUCUGUGUGAAUAUUACACUGUCUGUAUGUAAGAGUGCCAUAUUUUACUUAUCUAAAACUGUAAAAUAAAUUUAAAAACUGUAAAAUAAA
Alosa sapidissima (American shad) is the source of this 2298-nucleotide messenger RNA. It is a transcript of the gene eif2ak1, whose product is annotated as eukaryotic translation initiation factor 2-alpha kinase 1. The record is from RefSeq and is a predicted model, not a curated record. NCBI's taxonomy places the organism in Eukaryota, Metazoa, Chordata, Actinopteri, Clupeiformes, Clupeidae. Bases 1 to 2037 code for a protein of 678 amino acids. The transcript is spliced from 16 exons. Gene Ontology annotation, biological process: protein phosphorylation. Gene Ontology annotation, molecular function: protein kinase activity; ATP binding.